AUGAGCGCCAUUCCGAACCGCCGUGGAGGUGGUGAUAUCGCUCCCACCCCGCAGAACACACCGGCCAACAACGCGCCCAUCUCAUCACGCGCGCAGGCACCCAACAUCCCAGACAUCAGCGAAGAGGACUUCGAUCGCGCGGCCGCUGCCUCUCUCUUCGCCCAAAACCCGAAGCUCGUGUCAAUGAUGCAAAACAAGCUCCAGGGCCUAGUUGGCCGCUCCUCAGGCUACGUCGAGUCCCUCCCAGCACCCGUGCGAAAACGCGUCGCCGGCUUGAAGGGUGUCCAGAAAGAGCACUCCAAGCUCGAGGCCGAGUUCCAGGAGGAGGUUCUUGCACUCGAGAAGAAGUUUUUCGCCAAGUUCACCCCACUAUACGAGAAGCGUGCCAAGAUCGUUAACGGCCAGUCCGAGCCUAGUGAAGAGGACGUCAAGGCCGGCGAGGAGGAUGAGGAGGAGGAUGAGGAGACCGAAGAGGCCAAGGCCGAGGCAGAUAAGAAAGCUGAGGCAGACGGCACCACCAACCAGAAAGGUAUCCCAGAAUUCUGGCUCAGUGCGAUGAAGAACUCUGCGCUUGCCGAGACCAUCACAGACCGCGAUGAGGAGGCGCUCAAGCACCUCACCGAUGUUCGCAUGGAGUACCUCGACCGCCCAGGCUUCCGCCUAAUCUUUGAGUUCGCCGAGAACGAGUUCUUCAGUAACAAGACCAUGUCAAAGACCUACUUUUAUCAAGAAGAGAACGGCUAUGGUGGCGACUUCAUCUACGACCAUGCGGAAGGUGACAAGAUCGAGUGGAAGUCUGGCAAGGAUUUGACAGUCAAGGUUGAGAGUAAGAAGCAGAGGAAUAAGAACACCAAGCAGACCCGCAUUGUGAAGAAGACCAUCCCCACACCAUCAUUCUUCGACUUUUUCAACCCUGCCAAGCCACCGGGUGAUGAUGACGAGGACAUCGACGAGGAUCUCGAGGCCAAGCUGGAGCUCGACUACCAACUGGGCGAGGAUAUCAAGGAGAAGCUCAUCCCUCGCGCGAUUGACUGGUUCACUGGCGAGGCUCUACAGUACGAGCAGGGUAUGGAUGACUUCGAUGAGGAUGAGUUUGAGGACGAAGAUGACGAAGAUGAAGAUGAUGAGGAGAGGGAUGAGGACGACGAGGAAGAUGAGGAUGAUGAGGAGGAUGGCUCAAAGCCUAAGCAGGAGACUGCUGAGUGCAAGCAGAGCUAG
Messenger RNA from Recurvomyces mirabilis, 1218 nucleotides. It is a transcript of the gene NAP1, whose product is annotated as histone chaperone. Lineage: Eukaryota; Fungi; Ascomycota; Dothideomycetes; Mycosphaerellales; Teratosphaeriaceae. Gene Ontology annotation, molecular function: histone binding; chromatin binding. The record is from RefSeq and is a predicted model, not a curated record. Gene Ontology annotation, cellular component: chromatin; nucleus. Gene Ontology annotation, biological process: nucleosome assembly. Bases 1 to 1218 code for a protein of 405 amino acids. The transcript has 6 exons.